Molecule: messenger RNA, 446 nt
Organism: Drosophila novamexicana
Lineage: Eukaryota; Metazoa; Arthropoda; Insecta; Diptera; Drosophilidae
Gene: Pdrg1
Exons: 2
Coding region: 1-399 (132 amino acids)
Biological process (GO): protein folding
Cellular component (GO): prefoldin complex
Source: RefSeq, a predicted model, not a curated record
AUGUCGCAAACGGAUUUGAGCAAAAGCAUUGAGAUCAUAACCAAAACGGAGGAGCUGGCCGAUAAGAUUCUGGUCAACAAACAGGAGCUAACUGUAAUGGACAAACGGCGCCAGCAAAACCGGGAAGCACUGCGCCUCAUAGAAAAGUCUGAGGAACCAAAAGUUUGGAUAACAAUAGGCAGCAUGUUGGUCAAAAUGAAGCGUGAACGAGCCGUGGAGCUGCUCAAAAAAGAUCAGGAACAAAUCAAUCAGCAAAUCAAUGUGAUAUAUUCCGAUCAGAAGAUUCUGGUAAACAAACAUCGCGACGUCGAGUUCAAAUCACCCUUCUCUGGCACCAAUUUAAAGGCUCUGGAUCGCGCAGAAUUCGGUGCGUUAAAGGCCAAUUUGCCCAUGCUUUAAUUAAUACGAAAACAAUGUGUAAUUUAGUUAUCAGUAAAAUAAAUAAG